AUGUCACCUAACCCUACCAUGAAGGCCGCUCUGCUGGCACUUCUAUUACGUCCUGUCCAUGCUCAAUUCAGUAAUUGGGCUGAUGAUCAAAUCAACACAACAAUCUGUACAUGGUCAGCGCCUAGAGGAGGGCAGGGAACAAACGGCGAGUCACCAAACUACCUCGACGGUGCCCUCCUUGGUAAUGACGACGAAUUCUUCUUCUAUGGAGGUUUACCAUUUAAAGAUACCAUACAGUAUGCAGAUCCAACCGCCCAGGGCCUGUAUAGUUAUCAGGCCUACCAGUAUGGGCUCAAUAAGCCGCUUUUCGAACCAGGACUUCAUAGAUUAGACAAUUUGCCAAAAACUGUCAGCCAGUUCGUCACAUAUGGUGGUGCAGCCCGUGCCCCUUCCGAGAACUUGGCUUGGUACUUUUCUGGGGAGACUUCCCAGUCUGGCAAGUCAAUCUUUUCUAAUUUCAACGAUACCACGAGACCAUCAUUGAUAUCCAACUCCCUCAUAACGGUUAAUUUGACGAUUCAAGGAGACGAGUCGUGGAGCAACAAGACUUUACCUCCCUCGGUCAAAGGCCGUGCAAGCCCUGCACUGGUAUGGGUUCCCGUUGGCGCAAAAGGCAUACUCGUGGCCCUUGGAGGAGUCGUCUAUCCAGAAUAUGCCAAUGCAAGUCGACAGUCUCAAAAUGCCAAAGCUAGUGAAGCUCAAAGCCCGAAAUUUAUGCAGACUAUUGAUGUUUACGACGUCGCCGGCGAUAAGUGGUACUCGCAACCAACCGAGAAAGGACCUGGCGCCCGAGCUCGUGGAUGCGCUGUCCUGGCCACGGCAUCCGACAGCACCAGCUUCAACAUAUAUUACUAUGGUGGCUACGAGGCUAUUGGUGGCUCAGAACCUUAUCACGAUGAUGUCUGGGUUCUGUCUCUCCCGUCUUUCACGUGGACUCUGAUUAACAAUGGCACGAGUUCCCACGGGCGAGUAGGGCACCAGUGCUUCACUCCGUACCCAGAUCAGAUGAUGAUAAUUGGUGGGGAUACAACCCUCGCAGGCUCAACGAUAGAAUGUUUAGAGAACGGACCUGUUGUCAUGUUCAAUUUGACCAGUGGAGAAUGGAUGGACUCUUAUGAUCCCACCGUUUAUGGCAAUUAUGGCGUCCCUGACAAAGUUCAAGCCGUUAUUGGGGGCAAAGCGUCCGGCAGUGCAACGGCUACCCAACCCGCUGUCUCCGGCUGGGUAAACCCAGACCUUGGCAAAGUAUUCGCUACCUCCUAUGAUCAAAAGAAAAUCACGACCUACUGGCCAUAUCCAGCAGCUCAGACGACCAAUCCUCCAGCACAAUCGCCGCCACCAUCUCCGCCUAAAUCCGGAGGCUUACCGUCGUGGGUUGGGCCAGUGCUGGGUGUUAUUCUGGGCCUCAUUGCCCUCACCUGCAUCAUCGUCUUAUUUUGUCUCUGGCGGCGACGAAAGAACCUUAAAAACCGAACAAGCACCAACACUAGCGAGGAAAACGGCCGGAGAAUCCUCUCCUGGAUCAGAGGACAACCUCCCCCUCAUAAGGCCGCCACGGAAACAACUACCGAGGACACACCAGCGAGCCCAGAGAUGCGAGAGUAUAUAUACCCCAGCUUUACUCCAUCAAAUUCGGCAUCUGUCCCCCCUCAGGCUCACGAAAUGGACGAUACGCAGUUGGUGGAACUUGAUGAUACGACCCGGGUUGAACUUCAAGAUACCGGACUCUCGCCGAUGGACAUCCGUGAGCGGUAUUCUCACUGGUUCCAUGGUAGGGCCAACGAUGGCUUGCCCAGCCCAACGAGAAGUUCUCUGCAGAGCACCUCUCCACGGAAUACAAUUUCCCCAAUUAGAGACCGAAACAGCGAAAUAUCACAAACUGGGUUGAGCGAUUCUCCUUCGCCUCGGAUACCCGAAGCCGGCGAGAACGAUGAAAAGUCUCUGCUGCCUACUCCUGACCCGAUAGCCACCCCGGCUACAGAGGACAAAGCCCAGGCAUCGGAUGGUUCAGCUAGAACUUCAGAGGGUCAGGAGUUUGUUGUUUCCCCUCCAACAGCAGAGGAGAAUCCUGGGGAUGACUACUUGACAGUCAAGAAGUCGUCUUCAAAUAGCCCAACUACCCGGAAAAGUGUGUUCCAGGAACACCAUGAGGAUUAGGGUGGUGAAGGCUGAAAGGCGGGAUAGCCUCAGAAUCGGCGUUGGAUGGCAGGUGGUUAUUUUUCUAUAUUUUUUUUAUAAUGAUUGUCAUGAGUCUCGCGUUCCAAAAUUGUUAUAUAUGACUGUAUACCCACCUUUUUUCAAAUAUGAUAUAUACUGCAGUUU
Messenger RNA from Trichoderma virens Gv29-8, 2322 nucleotides. RefSeq lists its product as uncharacterized. NCBI's taxonomy places the organism in Eukaryota, Fungi, Ascomycota, Sordariomycetes, Hypocreales, Hypocreaceae. The transcript has 4 exons. The coding region runs from base 1 to 2157 and encodes 718 amino acids. Gene Ontology annotation, molecular function: protein binding. The record is from RefSeq and is a predicted model, not a curated record.